Anopheles bellator is the source of this 3845-nucleotide messenger RNA. RefSeq names its product probable ATP-dependent RNA helicase kurz (gene kz). The record is from RefSeq and is a predicted model, not a curated record. Gene Ontology annotation, molecular function: RNA binding; ATP binding. Gene Ontology annotation, biological process: maturation of SSU-rRNA from tricistronic rRNA transcript (SSU-rRNA, 5.8S rRNA, LSU-rRNA). Lineage: Eukaryota; Metazoa; Arthropoda; Insecta; Diptera; Culicidae. The coding region runs from base 1 to 3702 and encodes 1233 amino acids. Gene Ontology annotation, cellular component: nucleolus; intracellular anatomical structure. The transcript has 5 exons.
AUGGGUAAGAGAAGAUUUAACGAAAAAGGGCGCCGUCAGGUGGAAACCAUUGUUGAUGAUUCGGAAACUAAAAAGAUCAAAUUAGAUUUCGGUCCGCCCGACGAGGCGUAUGGCAAUGGUGAUCAGGCAAAUGCACUGGUGCUGCCAUCGAAAAAACGUUCCACCAAAGUAAAGAAGGACACAACGGUGGUGACCAGAAUUCUGUCGAAGAAGCAACGCAAAAGGCUGGAGAAGAUUGUGGAUCAGAAGAAGAAGAAGGAAAACCGAUCAUCACUGAUCGCGUCACUGGUGGCAGUGCAGGCUUCGAAGGAAGAACUGAGCGGUUAUCGAAAGUUAAGCGACAUCCAGACGAAGGGUUUGAAGCAGCACUUCAAGGAACAGAAACAUGGGGUAACGGUCGUGGAGAAGCCCCGAGCCCGACUUGGGGAUGAAUGUGGCGCGGCGAAGAUCCGCAGCUUGGUCGGUAGUCGGCGGAAACGGUUGGCUUUGUUGCGCCAGCAGGAGCCAUCUGCCGAAGGUGACGAAGAGAUGGACCAGCCAGACCGUAAUCCUAACAUUGUAGGACUGGAUGAGACAUCUUCUUCCGGUGAGUCGGAUGAGUUGGAAGAUGCGCAUGAUUCUUCGUUCGGUUCACAUACAGAAUUUGCUAAUGUGAAAGAGGUUGCAAAUAAUGAUCUGAAUGAAGGGUCCAAAAUUGAAGAUGAUGACACAGGCGACUCGAAGGAACUAAUUCCGCCAGCGGAGUCAUGCGGCAGCAAGCCGAAAGCUCCAACGGAUUCGCCAACCGGUAAUCGAUCUAAUGUCGUAGUUCAAAAGGAUCGUAAAGCGGCGACGUACGUUCACGUUGAACGCAAGUCGGACAUUCAAGCAGCACGUCUAAAGUUACCGAUUUUGGCAGAGGAGCAAGUGAUAAUGGAAACGAUCAGCGAGAACCAAAUCACCAUCUUGGCCGGUGAAACGGGUAGCGGUAAAACGACGCAGAUCCCGCAGUUCCUCUACGAGGCGGGCUACGGCGAGCGGGGCCUUAUCGGUAUCACGGAGCCGCGGCGCGUUGCAGCCAUUUCAAUGUCCAAACGUGUGGCCCACGAAAUGAACCUCUCGACGGAGAUCGUGUCCUAUCUGAUCCGCUACGAAGGUAAUGUGACCGAGCGCACAAAGAUCAAGUUUAUGACCGACGGUGUGCUGUUGAAGGAGAUCGAGGCAGACUUUCUGCUCAGCAAGUACUCGUGCAUCAUACUGGACGAGGCGCACGAACGCAGCGUCUACACCGACAUUCUGAUGGGCCUGCUGUCGCGCAUCGUGCGGUUGCGCGCCAAACGGGCCACCAGUCCGCUGCGACUGAUCAUCAUGUCAGCCACGCUGCGGGUGACUGAUUUUACGGAAAACAAAAAACUGUUUCUGGACAUCCCACCGGUCAUUAGCAUCGAUUCGCGCCAAUACCCCGUCACGGUGCACUUUAGCAAAACGACCCCGGCCGACUACUUGCGGGAAGCGUUCGUGAAGACAGUCAAGAUUCACACCCGGCUGCCGGAGGGAGGAAUAUUGAUUUUUCUCACCGGCCAGAAGGAGGUAAACACGAUGGUUCGCAAACUGCGUAAAUUGUUCCCCGCAACACAGUCGGCUUCUGGUAGCGAUCAAAUCCCCGGUGAAGAUGAAACUCACGAUAGAGACGAAGACGAUGAGUUCGAUAGCAUUUUGCGGGGAAAGCGUGCACGUAAGAAGCACGCCUCGAAAGGAUCUCGUAAGCGGAAAUCGUCGGUCAGUAUUCCACGACUUCCCCAGAUCGAUUUGGAUGCUUACGAACUUCCUCACGAAGACGACACGGAGGGUGAUUUGCGUGAGGACGACGCUGCCACCGACAGUGAGCUUGAGGAGGACGAAGGGGACGACGAGCUGUUGGGUGGCGUUGGAAACGAAGGUCUCGGAAUCUCGGAACUGAAACGUAACCAACCGCUCUGGGUGCUGCCACUCUACUCGAUGUUGCCCCCCGAUAAGCAGCAGCGAAUUUUUCAGGCACCACCGGAAGGGGCUCGGCUGUGCGUAGUUGCCACGAAUGUGGCCGAAACGUCGCUCACGAUUCCGGAUAUUAAGUACGUUGUGGACAGCGGCCGGCAGAAAACGAAGCUGUAUGAUAAAGUAACGGGCGUGACGGCGUUUGUAGUGACGUUCACCAGCAAAGCGUCGGCAAAUCAACGCGCUGGACGUGCUGGCCGUGUUGCACCUGGACACUGCUACCGACUGUACUCGAGCGCGGUCUUCAACGAUGAGUUUGUGGACUUUGCCCCGCCCGAGGUGCAGCAGAAACCGGUUGAUGGGCUGGUGCUACAGAUGAAAUGUAUGGGAAUCGAUAAAGUGGUAAACUUUCCAUUCCCAUCGCCUCCGGACCGGGAGCAACUAGUGGGGGCCGAGCAGCGCUUGUUGCAGCUCGAAGCGCUCGAGGAAGUCGUGACACGGACGACCAGCAAGGGAUCUAGCCACACGCAAGUCUUAACGCGCGUCACGGAGCUGGGUCGUACGAUGGCCGCCUUUCCGGUGGCGCCACGAUUCGGGAAAAUAUUAGCGCUCAGCCACCAACACGCCCUCCUACCGUACGCGAUCUGUCUUGUGGCGGCCCUAUCCGUACAGGAAGUGCUGGAGGAGAUUUCGCUCACGGAAGACGACGCUUCGGAGGGUGCCAAACGGUGGCGCCAGAAGCGUAAGGCGUGGGCCGGCACAGGUGAAUCGUUGCUGCUGGGUGAUCCAAUGAUUUUGCUGAAAUCAGUGGGUGCGGCCGAACACGCCAACCGUAACGGCACACUGAACUCGUUCUGCACCGCUAACGGCAUACGAUUGAAGGCGAUCCGGGAAAUUCGCAAGCUGCGUGUUCAGCUAACGAACGAGGUUAACGCCAAUCUGCGUGACAUGAACCUAACGGUGGAUCCGGACAUGACACCACCGAGCGUGACACAAACACGACUUCUCCGUCAGCUGCUCUUGAUCGGUAUGGCCGACCGGAUCGCCCGGAAGCUGCCAGAAAGUGAGGUGAAAUUGAAAGCGGAUGCCCGCCGUUUGCGCCACGCGUACAACCUGCCCUUGAUCGACGAGCCCGUAUUCCUGCACGGCAGUUCCGUGCUACGAAAGGAGCUUCCUGAGUGGGUUUGCUUCCAGGAAGCGUACGAAGCAACGAUACCGGGCGAAGGUGGCCUUGGUGGAGAAUCGAAAACGUUCAUUCGUGGCAUAACGGCCAUCGAGCCCGAAUGGUUGCCAAAGUUCGUACCGAACGUGUGCAACAUUAUGGACGUGCAGGAGGAACCGAAUCCGCCGACGUACAACGCUACUAGCGAUACGAUCGAAUGCCACGUGCGGGCAACGAUCGGCAAAAGCAGCUGGCAAUUGCCGCCAUCGCUGGUCGAGAUGCCUCGAAAUAUGCUACGUUGCAAAUAUUUGUUGAAAUUCUUGCUGGCCGGUGUGAUCUUCCAGCAGCUAAAGCCUCUUCGAAAAUCGCUGCUUUCGUCUCCCGAUUCGGUGCUGAAGCAAUAUUCGUCCGCCGUGCCACGGAUCGACGCCGCUCUCAAGGUGCUGCUGGCGAACGAAGUUUACAAUGCUACCCGAUUGCGCGACCUGUGGAACCAAGACCCAAAGUUUUUUCUCCAGGAGUACCGUGAGUUUCUUCCCAUUGCGUGUCACGAUGACGUUGCCAAGUGGUGGCCACCAAAAAAGUGAUCUGUUUGGAACCAAUGUUUCGUACAGUGCUUCGUUGUCAAUAAAUCGAUAGAUCGAUUGUUUCUAAGCGUAGACUUGUAUUGGUAUGUCCAUUUUGUAUAUACCAAAGGAGUUACUGAUGAGCUGGACUAUUAUGUUAAAUA